Molecule: messenger RNA, 3024 nt
Organism: Haliotis rubra (blacklip abalone)
Lineage: Eukaryota; Metazoa; Mollusca; Gastropoda; Lepetellida; Haliotidae
Product: cationic amino acid transporter 4-like
Exons: 7
Coding region: 273-2084 (603 amino acids)
Biological process (GO): transmembrane transport; amino acid transport
Cellular component (GO): plasma membrane
Molecular function (GO): amino acid transmembrane transporter activity
Source: RefSeq, a predicted model, not a curated record
CGACAGCUUGGUAGCUGGCGUCAGUCAACCCAGUCACGAUUGACCGCGUCUGACCCCCACACUGAAAUAGACUCGUCCAGUCAAUAAUACGUCAACAGUACACGGAAGACUCACUGUCAACAAACAUACCGUGUCAAAGGUCAAAGAAGGCACAAAUAUGCUGUUAUUACGGUGAAUAUUCUUUCCUAGAUCAUCUGCAAACCGUUAACGCCGUGUUCACUGUACCUAGCUUGUACAAGGAUGCGGAAAUAACAAAUCCGUCAACGUGAGCAAUGGGGGGUGCGAAGGACAGGUUGUGGUUCCUGUUGAACCGGAUGAAGAAGAAAAAGGUAAUCUCCGAGCACGACCACAGUACGGAGCUGAAGCGAUGUCUCACGACCACCCACCUCACCUUCAUGGGCGUGGGCUGCACGGUGGGGGUGGGAAUAUAUGUACUGGUGGGCGUGGCAGCUAAAGAAUAUGCAGGACCAGGUGUGUUGCUGUCCUUCCUCAUGGCCGGUUUAGUGACCGUCAUAAACGCUAUUUGUUUCGCGGAGUUCGGCGCAAGGAUACCCAAGACUGGUGCAACAUAUACCUACGUCUACGAGAGUGCCUCCGAGCUGCUGGCCUUCCUUGUGGGCUGGAUGACUCUCGUGGGUUACAUCACAAGUGGCGCCAUUGCAGCUAGAGCCUGGAGUGGCUAUCUCGACUCGCUCUUCAAUAACUACAUCCACGAAUCCACAGUCCAUACUCUCGGCAAGGUCACACUCGGACCGCCAUUUAGCGAAAGUCUGGACUUCCUGGCAUGCGCAUAUGAGAUCGUGGUGAUCGUAAUUAUCUCCCUUGGAGUCCAAGCCUCUGCUUUCAUCAGCACAGUGUUGGCGGGUGUGUCGGUGUGUGUGUUGCUGUUUGUCACCAUCAUGGGUCUGGUUAUCGGCGACUACAGGAACAUCACCAACACCGAACAUGGGGGAUUCUUGCCGUUUGGCAUCGGAGGGGUAAUGGCGGGGACUGCAGCCUGCUUCUACGCAUUUCAAGGCUUCAACAUCAUCUGUAUGUCAGCAGAAGAGUGCAAGACGCCUGGGAAAUCCAUCCCAAGAGCAAUAUUCUCAGAAUUACUGAUUGUAACCCUGCUGUACGUAGGGUCAUCCUGUGGACUCAUCCUCCUCGUACCGUACUCCAAAAUUGACAUUCGGGCACCUCUUCCAUCUGCGUUCGCUUACAAGCAUAUAGAGUGGGCGAAAUACGUGGUCAGUAUAGGCCCGACGUUAGGUAUCAGCAACCUUAAUAUCUUAAACCUAUAUAACAUAUCACGACAUGUAUACUGCAUGUCGAGUGACGGACUGUUCAUGAAGGCCUUCCUGAAGGUGAACAGAACCACCAAGGUGCCUGUCAGGGCCGCAGUGGUCAUGGGGCUCCUGGUAUCUCUAUUCGCCCUUCUCUUCGACAUUUCCAACCUUGUCAGCUUCAACGUCAUAUCUAUAUUUCUAAGUUUUGUUAUAUCAAACGGAAUUCUAUUACUUAGUAGGAGAGAGGAACGAAGUACUAGUUCAGAGGAUGCAGAAAACCGAAAUGUUAGAACGGACGAACGACCCCUACUGUCGAGUGAUGGACGAGUAAGUGAACCCAGAACAGGGUUUAGUGGCUUAGCGGACAGGAUAGGGUUGCUGUAUCUCGUGUGUCUUGUAGUGUUCACAUCUCUGGGUCUGGGACUUCAGCUUGUCAGUGGUAUUGACGACCUCCUCCACGGGCGUGUGUUGGCGUUCGUGUGUCUAGGACUUCUACUAGGGCUAUUAGUCUUCCUGUCCGUGCUGAUGUCAACGCAAACCGGGUCGGCUAAGCACAACGGCUUCAGUAUGCCGCUGGUGCCUUAUCUUCCAGUCCUGUCCAUCGUCAUCAACAUCGUGCUGUUGGCGGCGGCGGCCAACGUCACGGGGGUCAUCGGCUACGUCAUCCUUGUUGCUCUGGGUUUUGGGAUAUAUGUGGCGUUAGUUCUGUUCUCCACUACAUCCAGCGGACAGAACUCCUCCUCCAGCGUCGUUGAAGGUAAGCAUGAGGAGGAGACGUCGUUGAUGAACGCUCAGGACGACGACGACUACGACUAAUGUGACUGCUUGUCAUCGGGGUAUUGGAUCGGGGUUGGCAAGAAGUCGAGGGAACAUUUGAUGUGAUCGUGCAAAUGGAAUGGCUGGGCGCUCUAAAUGGUUACUGUCCUUGUCAUGACUUGUCCAGGAGCUUGAUCUAAACGAAGGCUGUUGUUUGUUUGUUAUUCAACACCCUACUCGGCGGUAUGACGUCGGUCUGUAACUGUAUAUGUCUUGACCAGCGGUCAUUUAAAUUAUAUGUCAACGUAUCUUGCCACAAAUAUGAUAUUUGAGAUUACACUUUGUCAGUAAAGUACAGAUUCUAGUACUUUUGUUGAGUUGAGAACCCACAUCAUGCCGUCGGAUAAUGAGAAAUGACUAUUCGGAUGUGCUGAGACCUAAGAACACUACUGUAUAUGGUGAAAUGUGUAAUGUGUUUGGUGUUAGUAAUGAGACCUGUUCCAGAGAUUGCUCAAUUAUAAGUCCUCCAGCUUGUUCACCGUCCUGUUCACACUUUCUGUCAAUUAUCAGAAUAUUUAGCACCUCCAACUCUCCCGUCAAGUGUGGCUGCAAUACUGUUGAUCUCACGUACAAUUGUAAUCUACCCUCCAUAACACCGUCGUGAAAAUGGGGCAGAGUUGUAACUGCAGCGUUCAUUUUUAUCCUCCUGAAUAUAUGGCAGCAGUAUUGUCAAAAACGUUUUAUCAUGUUCAUUAGAAUAUCUUCAUGAUAUUUUCGAUGAAUUUUGUCGAUGUACAUUUUAAGCGUGCUCAUCAGAAUAGCUUGACAAUAUGGCUGCAAUGUUGUGUAUGUGACGUACGGUUUUAGGUAACAUGUCAGGGUGGGCACAGUUGUAGGGCUUGGUUCGUUAUGUGAAGCAGUAUCAUGAAUGUGAAUUCGCUGCGUACAGAUCUGUACAUAUUCCUUAUAAUUGUAACAAUAAAUUAUUCUUUGACGAUGA